AUGGUUCUGGUCAACGGCGCGGAGGGCAUCGGCACCGGGUGGUCGACCUAUGUGCCAAACUUCAACCCCAAGGAGAUCGUGGAGAACCUCAAGCGCCUGCUGCGCGGCGAGGCGCCGGAGCCCAUGGCGCCGUGGUACCGCGGCUUCCGGGGCGACGUGGCAGAGGUGCCCUCUAAAACGGCCGGCAAGAGCUACAACAUCUCGGGCACAGCCAGCCAGUCUGGCGACCACACCAUCGAGAUUACUGAGCUGCCCGUGCGGAAGUGGACGCAGGCGAGUGGCCAGCUCCUGGACUACAAGGAGUUCCUGGAGGCGCUGCUCAAGGGUGACGGCAGCAAGGGGCCCAAGGACGACGACAAGAAGGCAGCCAAGGGCGCGUCUGCCGGUGGGGAGCCUCUGCUGCUGGACUACAAGGAGCACCACACAGACACUACGGUGCACUUUUCGUGUGACGUGGUGCCGGCCAAGAUGCCUGACCUCAUGGCCGCUGGCCUGGAGGCCAAGCUCAAGCUCAGCAGCAAGAUCUCCACGGGCAACAUGAUGCUGUUUGACGCGGAGGGCAAGAUCCGCCGCUACGAGUCGCCGGAGGAGAUCCUCACCGAGUUUUUCGGCAUGAGGCUGCAGUACUACGAGCGCCGCCGCGUCGCGCUGCUGCAGGGCCUCCAGCCAGCGCCCGCCUGGCCCUGCUUUUCGUGCCUUUGCAGCACUGUGCCCUGA
Molecule: messenger RNA, 717 nt
Organism: Monoraphidium neglectum
Lineage: Eukaryota; Viridiplantae; Chlorophyta; Chlorophyceae; Sphaeropleales; Selenastraceae
Product: DNA topoisomerase II
Exons: 8
Coding region: 1-717 (238 amino acids)
Biological process (GO): resolution of meiotic recombination intermediates; DNA topological change; sister chromatid segregation
Cellular component (GO): nucleus
Molecular function (GO): DNA topoisomerase type II (double strand cut, ATP-hydrolyzing) activity; DNA binding; ATP binding
Source: RefSeq, a predicted model, not a curated record